AUGGAGAUGACAGAGGAUGAUGAUGGUAGUGUUAGUGGCCUGAUGAAGUUGGGAUGUUGUGUUUAUGUCCAACUGAAGAGGAAAAGAGAUGUCGCGCAGGAUUCUGAAUCGGGAAUGACGCUGCUCGGAGCCGCAGCUUAUGUAAUCGAGACACAUAUCAAACAUAAUACAACACAUCAACACAUCAUCACCAAGAAACCCGGCAACACAGGAAGGGUCACCAAGACCAACGUUAUGGGAUUUGCCUCUUAUACCGUCGAAGACUUCCCUAAGCCGUGGCGCCAACAAGGUAGUUAG
Molecule: messenger RNA, 297 nt
Organism: Orbilia oligospora ATCC 24927
Lineage: Eukaryota; Fungi; Ascomycota; Orbiliomycetes; Orbiliales; Orbiliaceae
Exons: 1
Coding region: 1-297 (98 amino acids)
Source: RefSeq, a predicted model, not a curated record